Messenger RNA from Ilex paraguariensis (yerba mate), 403 nucleotides. Lineage: Eukaryota; Viridiplantae; Streptophyta; Magnoliopsida; Aquifoliales; Aquifoliaceae. The record is from the annotation of a GenBank genome assembly.
UGACAGUCGUCAAACAGACAGAGAUGGCUAUUACGGCGUUGCAUCCCCUUCGAGUGGCUGGGACUGAUACCCUGUCUAAGCAGGCGGUUUCAGCUCCUUGGUCUGCCCCUCCACCUGGAUGGGUGAAGGUUAACUGUGAUUGUGCUUUUUCUGCAACAAGAAAACGAGGUACGUAUGGGGCUGUGGCUAGAGAUCCUACAAGCCAGGUUAUUGCUGCUUCAUCAGGAAAGAUGUGUGUUGCCUCUGCAUUGGCAUCUGAAGCCUGGGCCAUCUGGAAGGCGUGCUAUUUGGCAUUGACUGAAGGCUGGAAGUUUGUUAUUUUUGAAAAUGACUCAAAAAGCUCUCAUUAAUUCUUUGGUGCUGGCGCCUACAAAGUGAUAUCCAGCAGGAUGUUCGUGUGGGC